CAUAUUAUUAUUGUGCCUAUGCCCCUGCCACCACCACCACCACAUACGUCUUGGUGUCGCGUUGAACCGUCGUCAUACCUACCACCACCUGUACGCGCGCGGUACACGAGCAAAAGCGUGCCCGAGGAAGGAACGGCGGUCGCGCAGAUUCGUUGAGCCACAGAGUAAUGCCGACAGCCGGUUGAUACGUGGUUCGACGCCGUCCGUGUGGUGUACAAAAUACUACUUGCGCGCGCGCGUUUUCCGUACGUGAUAUACUGGUCCUGCUGUCGUCAUUAUUUUACCAUCGAUAUCGUCGCCGUCGCCGUUGUAUUUCGUCUUCGUUAAUGUCUAUAAUAAUGUUAUUUAUUUAUUAUAAUAAUAAUAUUGUUAAUAAAUAGUAAGAAGAGAUAAACUUCUUUUUUUGUUGUUCGGUCAUUCCCCCGUCAUUUCAGUGCGCCGUUGUUAUUGUUGUUGUUUCUGUUGCUGUUAAAAACUAUCGUAAUAAACCAUACAAAACGAGCGAGACUGACUGUCCGUCGACGAAAAUAUAUCAUAUUAUUUUAUUCGAACCGACGUCGUAUAUAGUGUCGAUUCUACACCGCACAAGAGCAUAUUGAACCAAAAAAAAAUCAACCGAAAAUGAUUCUAGUGAAACUGAUUGAAGAUGGACUCGGGUCGCCGCCCGAAUGGGCCGCCCUGGAAGUACAAGGUGAUCUCGAAACCCGCCGGCAUACGCCGCUCGAACGUCAAUACGUCGGCGACCUGUUCGCGACUAUUCGAGAUGGUGUGCCCAUAUUGAUCAUUGGCCAUCACAUCCUGUACGGCAAAGCGCAGACGUUCGACAAACCUCUCGCAGUGAUGAAGAAAAAACCGGACGUGGACGAGUACGUGGUCGAGGCUAUUGUCACCAAAAAGUUGCUAUUCAAGAACCGGCCCAAGCCAAUCAUCGCUUGUCAUUCCACCGACCUUUGAAUAUCUAACCAAUUUUUCCACUUAAAGACACUAUUUCGUUGUCUAUAGUCUAUACUAUGAUGGUUCAUUAUAAUAUGUAAUUUUUAUUUGCUUUCGAUCAGACAUAAGCGAAUUGGUGUAUUUUAUUAUUUUGUCGUUCUGUCGAAACAAAAUAAAUUGUAAUGAAAUUAGCAUUUUAAUACACAUUAUUUUUCUGAAU
Messenger RNA from Rhopalosiphum maidis (corn leaf aphid), 1153 nucleotides. Its product is annotated as chromosome transmission fidelity protein 8 homolog. Gene Ontology annotation, biological process: mitotic sister chromatid cohesion. The coding region runs from base 622 to 954 and encodes 110 amino acids. Lineage: Eukaryota; Metazoa; Arthropoda; Insecta; Hemiptera; Aphididae. Gene Ontology annotation, cellular component: Ctf18 RFC-like complex. The record is from RefSeq and is a predicted model, not a curated record. The transcript has 2 exons.